AUGAGGGCGGAUCUCAGCACCAUCCAGCAGACGCUCACGCCGGAGGCGGCGGCGGCGCUGUCGCGGGCCAUCGAUGAGGCUGCGCGGAGGAGGCAUGGCCGGACCACGCCGCUCCACGUCGCCGCCGCGCUGCUCGCCGCGCCGGCCGGGCUGCUGCGCCAGGCGUGCGCUCGCGCGGCCGCCGCCGGUGCCGGACCUGGCGCCGCUGGUGGCGCCGGCGGUGCGCACCCGCUACAGUGCCGCGCCCUGGAGCUCUGCUUCUCCGUCGCCCUCGACAGGCUGCAGGCCGCGGCCUCGGCGGCGGCGGCGCAUGCGGCGGGGCCGCCGGUGUCCAACGCCCUCGUCACGGCGCUCAAGCGCGCGCAGGCGCAGCAGCGUCGGGGGUGCCCCGAGGCCGCGCAGCAGCCUCUGCUCGCCGUCAAGGUCGAGCUCGAGCAGCUCGUCCUCUCCAUCCUCGACGACCCGUCCGUCAGCCGCGUCAUGCGCGAGGCCUCCUUCUCCUCCGCAGCCGUCAAGACCACCAUCGAGCAGUCGCUCGCGUCGCCCUCGCCGCCGCCCUCCGCCGCCGUCUCCACCCCGACGGUCGCCGCGACUACACCCCUGGCCCCCUCCCCCUCUCCGCUCCGGCGUGUCGGCCCAGCCAACGCCUACAUCAACCCUCGCCUUGCGGCCGUCGCAGGCGGCGGCGGGGACAACGCUUACAUCAACCCUCGCCUUGCGGCAGUCGCAGGCGGCGGCGGGGACAACGCUUACAUCAACCCUCGCCUUGCGGCCGUCGCAGGCGGCGGCGGGGACAACGCCUACAUCAACCCUCGCCUUGCGGCCGUCGCAGGCGGCGGCGGGGACAACGCCUACAUCAACCCUCGCCUUGCGGCCGUCGCAGGCGGCGGCGGGGACGACGCGCGCAAGGUGCUCGACGUCAUGCUCAAGCCGGCGCGCCGCAACCCGGUGCUCGUGGGCGACGCCGGGCCGGACGCGGUGCUCAAGGAGGCGGUACGCAGGAUCCCGACGGCUGGCUCCCCUGCUCUUGCCGGAGCGAAGGUCUUGCCGCUCGAGGCGGACCUCGCCAAGCUCGCCGGCGACAAGGCCGCCAUGGCGGCGAGGAUUGGGGACCUGGGCGCGGUGGUCCAGAGGCUCCUCGCGGACCACGGCGCCGUGGUUCUUGAUCUUGGAGAUCUCAAGUGGCUGGUGGACGGGCCGGCGGCAGCAGCAUCAGAGGGGGGCAAGGCGGUCGUGUCGGAGAUGGCGCGGCUACUGAGGCGGUUCGGAAGCCGCAAGGUCUGGGCCGUCGGUACAGCCGCCUGCGCCACCUACCUCCGAUGCAAGGUCUACCACCCAACCAUGGAGGCCGAGUGGGACCUCCAGGCCGUGCCUAUCGCCCGCAGCGCGCCGCUCGCCGGCGCAGCUCUCAGGCCUGGAGGCACUGGAAUUCUGGGCAACUCAAUGGGGAUGUUAUCACCUACGCUCCGGCCUAUGCCGCUGACACCAACAGCACUCCGAUGGCCACCAGGGGCGGGGAGUGACCAUCCUCUGAUGGCUAAGCCGGCCAUGUGCCUGAGUUGCAAGGGUAGCUAUGAUCGUGAGCUUGCCAAGCUCGUGGCGGAGCAGAAGGAAAAGCCAGUGUCACGCUCUGAGGCUGCUAAGCCUGGUUUGCCACACUGGAUGCAGCCCAGCAGUGAUCAACCACAGACCAAGGAACAAGAGUUGAAACGGAAGGAGGCUGCCGAAGAGCUUGAGAAGAAAUGGCGUGAGACUUGCGCCCGUACCCACGGUAACCGUGCUGGGGCGCCAGCUCUCUCCUUGCCGUUGGCUGCCUUAGCUCCACGCCCGCCCGUCGAGCCCAAGCUACAACUUGCCAGGGGUGGUGUUCCCACCCUUAAGAUGAACACCAACUGGGAGAAGCCUGAGGGUACCCCUACGUCUGAGCUUCGUAGGAGUCCGCCAGGCAGCCCAGUGAAGACUGACCUUGCCCUUGGUCCCUUGGAUCCUGGUGCUACUGUGGAGAAAGACCAGAAGGAAAAUUACACAGAAUGGCUAACUGCUAUGCAAAAGGCUAAGAUAGCUGGAAUCUCUGAUAUCGAGUCUUUCAAAAGGCUCCUCAAGGUGCUCACAGAGAAGGUCAGCUGGCAAUCUGAUGCUGCCUCAGCAAUUGCUGCUGUUGUAAUACAAUGCAGAACUGGCAGUGGGAAGCGGCGAAACAUUGGGACAAGAGGCGACAUAUGGCUCCUGUUUGUUGGUCCUGACCAGGCAGGCAAGAGGAAGAUGGUGAAUGCAUUGUCUGAGCAGAUGGUAAAUGCUCAACCAGUGGUUAUAAACUUUGGUGGUGACUCUCGUUUAGGCAAGGAUGGUAAUGCGGGUUUCUGGGGGAAAACCUCACUUGACCGGGUCACUGAGGCAGUUCGGCAAAAUCCAUGUUCAGUUAUCGUUCUUGAGGGCAUUGAUCAAGUGGACGCUGUUGUGCGGGGAAAGAUCAAGCGUGCAAUGGAGACCGGCCGCCUGCCAGACUCCCGGGGCCGUGAGGUCAGCCUUGGUAAUGUCAUCUUUGUUCUCACCACAAAUUGGUUACCUGAGGAACUCAAGAGACCAAAGUUUGAAACAUUGCUCCAAGAUGAAGGAAGGAUGUUUGAGGUAGCAAGCUCUAAUUGGCAGCUAGAGCUUUCUAUUGGGGACAAGCAGGUUAAGCACCGAGCGGAUUGGCUAUGUGAUGAUGCUCGUCCAGCAAAGGUAGCCAAAGAAUUGUCCGGUGGGCAUGGUCUAUCGCUUGACCUCAAUUUAGCUGUUGGGGCAUUGGAUGACACUGAGGGCUCACGGAAUUCCAGUGAUCUCUCUGUGGAACAAGAUCAGGAGAAAGGGCACCUUGCAGUCAAGUGUUCAACACCAGCCCCUGACUGUGAUCUGUUGAAUCUCGUUGACGAUGCCAUUGUGUUUCGGCCAGUUGACUUUGCACCAUUUAGGAAGACUGUCACAGAUUGCAUAUCGGCAAAAUUCGACUCAGUCAUCAGGAGCAGCAACUCAUUCAGAAUCGAUGAAGACGCUGUUGAUCGGAUGGCUGGCAGCAUCUGGCUCACUGACGAGAAGCUUGAAGACUGGGCCGAGAAAGUGCUUAUGCCCAGCAUCGAACGAUUGUGGCGCAAUGUGAAGCAUUACAACAGCCGUGCUGUUGUCCGUCUUGCAGCAGUCACAGACAAGGCAUUGCCAAGGUGGGGAGGUGGGCGAGAAGGGCUACCAACGACGGUACCGAUCGCCAUUGAUGGCAUGUAG
This is a messenger RNA of Miscanthus lutarioriparius, 3261 nucleotides long. The record is from the annotation of a GenBank genome assembly. NCBI's taxonomy places the organism in Eukaryota, Viridiplantae, Streptophyta, Magnoliopsida, Poales, Poaceae.